Messenger RNA from Scedosporium apiospermum, 2343 nucleotides. RefSeq lists its product as uncharacterized. The record is from RefSeq and is a predicted model, not a curated record. The transcript has 3 exons. Gene Ontology annotation, molecular function: DNA-binding transcription factor activity, RNA polymerase II-specific; zinc ion binding. Gene Ontology annotation, biological process: regulation of DNA-templated transcription. The coding region runs from base 1 to 2343 and encodes 780 amino acids. NCBI's taxonomy places the organism in Eukaryota, Fungi, Ascomycota, Sordariomycetes, Microascales, Microascaceae.
AUGCUCCAGUCAGUCGUUUUAACAUCUACAAGUAGUAGAGGGGGUCGAUUAAAAGCAAGCGGAAGACUGGUCCCGUUCUUCCACCACGAUCAUCACGUCCUUGUCCAAGUCCCAGGCCCCGCCAACGUCCCCGUCCCCGAGCAGACCUAUUCACGGGCCUGGUUCGCCUGCGACUCCGACGAGAAGCUGCAGACUACUCACCAAGACAUAACCCAACGUCAGGACCAGGAUCAACAUCAGGACCAGGACCGGCAACUCCACUUUGUUCUCCAGCCAGGAGACGGUGUUGGACAAGCUAUGAUACCUGUUUCUCCCCAUCAGGGACAGUUCCCGGGUACUCCGGGGAGUAGCAGCUCAGAAAGCUUCUCGCAAAGGGCAGCCUCCACCACGGCCAGCGGUAGAGUUGCCAGCUCGCAAAAUCAACAAACGAAGAAAAGGACAAGGGCGAUAAGUACAAUCAGAAGAGUGAAAUGUGGCGAAGAAAAACCCGCCUGCUUUCGAUGCACGUCGACCGGACGAGUGUGCGACGGUUACGAUACCGAGGCAACGGCACCCAAGAAGCAGCCGCCGCCUAAUCAGCUGCUAGUCCAGCACCGGUCACGAGGUCUCCAGCCAGCUGCUGCGGUGGCGAAUCCAGCCGCGGGUCCCUCAUCGUCAACGAGGCCCGGCAUCAUAGCUGCCAGUGGACCAGCUGAGAGGACACUUGCCACUACUCCUGUCGUCACCGUUGCCGCCUCUGUCGCCUCAGCCGCAUCGAUAUCGUCAUCGUCGUCGUCGCCUCCACCAGUUGCCGGAUUGCACCACCCAAACCCUGCGACACCAUCUAUUUUGGUACCCGGAUUACCCCCACUUCAACCUCCCGGGCCGGUGUCGCUGGCAGCUGAGAUCGACCUAACGGAUAUCGAGAGAAAGUAUUUGAACGAAUUUACGAGUGUGGCUGAAGAGGGACUCUCGCAGCAUGUAUCGAACCUUGACGAAUUUUGGAAGUGGACCGUGCCUCGAAUGUGCAUGCAGGAUCGUACUGUACGGCAUGCCAUAGUUGCGCUCGGCGCUGCGCUACGGAUUUACCGGGAUGGAGACGGUCUGCUGAGCGGUGCUGGCGCUCUAGGUGGCGGGGCGGCCUCCCAGCAAUCCGAGGUCGUUAUGCUGGAGCAUUACGGACAGGCUAUGGCCCUACUGCGGCAUGCCAAUCUCGAUUCGCCUGGCGUUAUGACUCUUGCGCUUGUCUGCUGCCUCGCAUUCGUCUACAUCGAAAGCCUGCGCAACAAUUGGCGCGACGCCCUGAGGCAUCUCCGAUCAGGCCUGACGAUUAUCAAUACGAUCCCGCUCGAGACCCUCCAGGCCUUGGCCGACCCCUUGGGGUGCGCAGACCUACCGGGACCGGCCAAUCCCCUCGGUAGAGAGAUGGAUUGCAUACUGCGCGCAUUUGCAACCUUGGAGAGUUCUGCAUGUCUUUACACCAACGAUUUCGAACCCAUCAUAGCUUUAAAGCUAUACCACUCACGGAAUCUUUCGGAAGAAAUCCGAUUUCCGGAGUUCACCGACAUCAAAGAGGCACAUCGCGCGGUGGCGCAGUUUUGCCGCGAUGUUUUUGCCCUCAGCUGGAUUUGGCAAAAUGGCCCGUCUGGAGCCGGUGAUGAACUAACAGCGCCCUUACCCGCUGCCAGACGAGACGUCCUCUGUUUUAGGGCGUCGAGGCUCGAGGAUAGGUUACAGCAGUUUUACCAGGGGCCGAACUCUCCAAAGUCGUGGGGGAUAGAGUACAUGUCAAUGUUGAUGGACAAGUUGCAUUUUACCUGCUGCAAGGCCCUUUGCAACUCCCUCAGCAAGGGCACUUCUCUUCCACCCGUAUCCCCCGCGGCUGAGUACAUCGGCUCCUCAUUUGGGGAUCCCUAUGAGGAUAUUGUGAAGAUUGCGGAGUCGAUUAAGCAGGGCGUUUCAUCUACGGCUACAGGGACGCAGCAGAGGAGACGGUUCAUGAUUGAUCUCGGGAUCAUUUGUCCGUUGCAUUUUGUCGCGUGCAAUUGCCGCGAUGAGUCCGUGCGGGAGAGAGCCCUGAACGUCUUGCAGGAUUGGCCGAGGAGGGAGAAUUUAUGGGAUGGUCCCGAGGUGGUUAGGCUCUGGAGGACCGCGGACGCAGAAAGCGCCGGCGGUGGUGGAAGAAGUGGGGCUGUGGAAGAGCUACCAAGGAGCUUGAGCACGGCUUUGGCGAUUCCCGCGCUGAGAGAGAGGUUUGGUAGAUUGAGCUUUAACGACAACGACGACGACGAUGAUGACGACGAGGAGGAGGAUGAAGAGGUGGAAGAGAUGAUUGUGAGAAAGAAGGGACGGCGGCAUACCUGA